AUGGAAUUUACAAAGGCUGACUACCUCAAAAUGAUCGGACAGAUGGGAAAAGUCAGGGAUGAAUACAUGUUUGAAAGCCUUCAGGAGGCCAGUGCAUUCAUCAAUUUCAUCAAUACAGGCAAGACCGAGGAAGACUGGAUAGAGUUGUCACCUGGUGACCGCAGCGCAUUCAGAGUGAAGAAUCCAGAUGAUUUCCUUCGCCAAUCAGAUUUCUGUGUUGAUGAGUUCUUGCCAGAAAAUGGAUGGUCGUCAGAUCCAGAAUGGGCAAGCCUGCCUGCUCUCUACAUGGCCUUCAUGAAGAGAAUCAUUGCGGUGGAUCCAGAACGCGAUUCCUUUUUGCACAAGGCCAUUGAGGAAGUUGUAUUGCGGAACUAUGCUCCAGUCGCAAUCAAUCCAGAUGAUAGGUGUCACAUUGGACACAUACUACACGGUCUGGUGGCAAUUGCAAGGAGCCACAGCCGGACUUGGUCCCGGGAGAUCUUGAUUCUGGAUUUGUCGGAUUACAAGAGGACGAGACUUCUCAAUAUCCUGCAGGAUGGUGCCACUUUGAUGUUGGGCAUAGUUUGCUCAAGCACACAUUGGGCAUUGGCUGCUUUGCAGUCUGGAAUCAAUGGCGUGGUGAUCUAUGACGGACAGCGCAACCACAUAGUUUACCAGAAGAUAGUGGCUUGGUCGAGGGAGGCCUUGCACCCCAAUGGAGUGAAUGUCACAGUGGUGGAUACCCCACAGCAGAAAGAUGAUAUCACGUGUGGGCAUCGUGUGCUUCUAGCUGCUGAAUACAUCAUACGGCAGACCAGCGGCAAUCCUGCAAUGUCACUGCCUCUUGCUUUGCCCGAGGAUUUUGCUUCGAGAAAGAACCUCCAGCGAUUGGCUACUUUGGUGGACGUUCGCAAUCCUGCAAUGAAACGGGAAAUCAAGCAGGAGCAGAGCAAACCUAUCCCUCCCGUAAAGCGAUUGAAGUCCGAGACCAUGGAGUUCGUAGACACCCC
This is a messenger RNA of Durusdinium trenchii, 989 nucleotides long. NCBI's taxonomy places the organism in Eukaryota, Dinophyceae, Suessiales, Symbiodiniaceae. The record is from the annotation of a GenBank genome assembly.